AUGGCUGGAAGGCGCCUUCUUCAGGGUCUCACAUCGCCUUGGUCGAUUGGAUUCUCGACGUUUGGAUUGGCGUAUGGUGGAUACCAUAUUUGGGACUCAACACAAUCCGGCGCCAAAUAUGAUCUACACGAGAAUUUGGCGGGAAAAACGUACAUUGUGACGGGCGCGACGUCGGGCAUCGGACAGGCGACGGUUGAGGAGCUGGCGAAGCGAAACGCGCGAGUCAUCAUGGCUUGUCGAAAUCGCGAGAAAUGUGUGCAAGUGCGACGCGAUAUUGUGUUGAACACCAAGAAUAAACAGGUUUAUUGCCGUCAAUGCGAUUUGGAGGAUUUUGAAAGCAUUCGGGCGUUUGUGCAGAAAUUGAGCAAAGGCAAAUUCGAGCUGGAUCGGAUUGAUGGUGUUGUGCAUAAUGCGGCGGUGAUGUCGAAUGAGAGAAAAGUGAAUAAGGAUGGCAUUGAAAAAACGAUUGCGACGAAUCAUUUCGGCAACUUCUUGCUGACCGGACUCCUUCUCGACAAGCUUCUGGCUCAGGACCAUCCGGUUCGGCUGGUGUUCCUCAACACGAACAUCAUCGAUAGGAAAUGCGAGUUGAAGCUGGAUGAUCUGAACGCGGAGAAGGCGAAGAAGUAUGAUGGCUAUGAGGUUUAUAAGCACAGCAAAUUGGCGAAUGCGAUGUUUGCCAAAGAAUUGGCCGAACGAUUGAAAGACACCAACAUUAGCGUGUUUGUGGCGGAUCCGGGCCGAACGAAAUCGAAUUUGUCGGCGCAAAUGGACGCGCAGACGUUUUUCCUGAGCCGUUGGCUUCUGAAAAUUGUGAGCUUCGGAAUGGGCGAGCGGCGAACGGAGAAGGCAGUGCGGCCGGUUUUGUACGCGUUGUGCGAUCCGGCGAACGACGGAAAAUCGGGAAUAUUCUUUGAUCGUGAACGAAAUGUGCAAUCUUGGAAUGAGAUUACUCUUGAUGAGGCGAAACGCGCCAAAUUGUGGGAUGUCAGCGAAUCGUGGUCGAGAUUGGCAACGCAUUUUCAACAGUUGAAAAAUGAGAUUGGCGAAGCGGCGGUUGGUCUAAAUGAAGCUCCAACUGUUGAGAAUGCGACGAAAGGCCGAAAUUGGAAGCGACUUUGGCUCUGUUUGGCUAUUAAUGCUGGUUUGAGCCUUCUGGGCGGAAUUAUGUGCUAUCGACUAAUCGUCGACUAUAUUCCAAUAUUUAUACAGCGGAAAAUGUAUGGGAAUGAUCAGUGCAAGGUAAGCAAUGAUCCGAUUCCGGAGCCGAUGGGCGUCAUCUGCGCGGCGGUCUACCUCAUCAUAAUGUUUGUCUUCAUUCCGGCGCCGUUCAUCGAAUGGGUUGGAUACGGGUCCGAUUUUCCGCACGCGAAACUGAUGGCAAUUCUGUCGGGCCUCAUCUCGAUCAGCACCGCGAUUCUUCUCGGCUUCGCCGACGACGUGCUCGAUCUCCGCUGGCGCCACAAAUUGUUGUUUCCGACGCUCUCAUCGCUGCCGCUUCUCAUGGUCUACUAUGUUUCCGGCAACUCGACGACUGUCAUCGUGCCGACGAUUCUUCGCAAAACGCUGAUGGCGUAUUUCGACGUGCCGCCCACUUCCAUCGACAUUUCGUUCGCCUAUUAUGUAUUCAUGGGAAUGGUGAUUGUGUUCUGCACCAACGCGAUCAAUAUACUCGCUGGCAUCAAUGGACUCGAGUCCGGACAGGCUUUGGUGAUUUCGCUCAGUGUGAUCACGUUCAAUUUUGUGCAAUUGGUCCGCGUCGACGACCAAUUUUGGCAUCAUUUGCUCUCGUUGUACUUUUUGAUGCCAUUCACGGCAUGCACACUUGUCUUGUUCUACUUUAAUCGGUAUCCGUCGGUGGUGUUCGUUGGCGACACAUUUUGCUAUUGGGCUGGAAUGACGCUGGCCGUUGUCUCGAUUCUGGGACAUUUCAGCAAGACGCUGAUGCUUUUCUUCAUUCCACAAACGUUCAACUUUUUGUACUCGAUUCCACAAUUGUUCCAUUUUGUGCCGUGCCCGCGCCAUCGAUUGCCCAAAUAUGACCCGACGACAGAUACGGUGAGCAUGAGCAAGGCGCAAUUCAAAUCAUCGGACCUUCGUUUGAUUGGGAAAUUCUCGCUGAAAAUUUUUGAGGCAUUUGGGCUUUUGCACGUUGAGGAAAUCGAGAAAGAUGGCGAAAAGUACAUGGAGAUCAAUAACCUGACGCUCAUCAAUUUGGUGCUGAAAUUCGCUGGUCCGAUGCAUGAAGCUGACCUGAGCUUGUACCUACUCGGAAUUCAGCUCAUGUGCUCGGCACUCGCCUUCUUCAUUCGAUUCUAUUUGGCUUCUUUGGUAUCGACAUGCCAACAAUGCGAGGAUUCCAUGAAUCCGUCGUCGACGCCAUCUGAAAGCCGCGGACUUCUUGCCGGUGAGUCCCGAUUUCGUUCUGUCGUCCUUGUCACCUCAUUCGCCGAAUUCUGUGUGUUCCCGGUAAUUCAGAGAAAGUGGGAGAAAGCUUAG
This is a messenger RNA of Caenorhabditis bovis, 2499 nucleotides long. NCBI's taxonomy places the organism in Eukaryota, Metazoa, Nematoda, Chromadorea, Rhabditida, Rhabditidae. The record is from the annotation of a GenBank genome assembly.